GGCGGCAUGCACAGCCACAAGCCUGCGCUGCUCUUCUCCUCUCUAUUAAAGGCCAAAGAGUCGAGACAGCGGAAACAUGGAGACCGAGGAGGAGCAGCACAUGACCACGCUGCUGUGCAUGGGCUUUCCGGACCCGGUCGCCAUUCGUAAAGCGCUGAGGCUGGCCAAGAACGACAUUAACGAGGCCGUGGCGUUCCUGACCAACGAAAGCCCCGGACUCGGCUUCGGAUAUGAGCCGAUGGAGAGCGGACCCAGCCCGGGUUCAGGGUCUGGAGGAGACGGUGAGAACAGCGGUAGGACCGGCAGCGGCUUCGACCCUCCGCCUGCUUACCACGACGUCGUGGAGAGUGAGAGAGCAAAUGAUGAGAAUGGCAACUGUUCGGGCGCCAGCAUGGAAUUUCCCACCACUAACCUGUAUGAGUUGGAGAGCAGAGUGUUCACUGACCAUUGGUCAAUCCCAUACAAAAGAGAGGAGUCACUGGGCAAGUGCCUCAUCGCCUCCACCAGCCUGGCCAGACUCGGUCUGGCUGAUGCAGAUGAAAACUGUAAGAGAUUUAUUGACAGGUGCAUGCCCGAGGCCUUCAAAAAGUUGUUGACAUCGAGUGCAGUGCACAAGUGGGGAACAGAGAUUCAUGAGGGCAUCUAUAACAUGCUGAUGCUGUUGGUUGAGCUGGUGGCAGAGAGGGUCAAGCAGGACCCCAUUCCUAUUGGCCUUAUGGGAGUACUUACUAUGGCCUUUAAUCCUGAUAACGAGUAUCACUUUAAGAACCGUAUGAAGGCGAAUCAGAGGAAUUGGUCCGAGGUGUUUGGUGAGGACAGCAUGUUUGCGGUCUCCCCCAGCUCUACUUAUCAGAAGGAGCCUCAUGGAUGGCUAGUGGAUCUUGUAAAUCGGUUUGGUGAGAUGGGGGGCUUUAAUGCCAUUCAGAGCAAGCUGAAUCAAGAGGAAAUGGAGAUCGGGUGUGUGUCUGCUCUGGUACAGCCGCUUGGUGUGUGUGCAGAAUACCUCAACUCCAGCCUGGUUCAGCCCAUGCUGGACCCGGUCAUCCACAAGAUGAUCACAUAUGUGCAGAAUCUGGAAGAAAAAGACUUGAAAGACAAGAGGUUGGUUAGUAUUCCAGACCUGCUAUCUGCCAUUAAACUGCUGUGCAUGAGGUUCCAGCGAGAGCUGGUUAACGUAGUGGACGAUCUCAGGUUGGACAUCCUUCUGCGGAUGUUAAAGACUCCUCACUUCAGUGCCAAGAUGAACUCGCUCAAAGAGGUCACCAAAUUGAUAGAGGAGAGCACAGUGUCUAAGACAAUAAAGAAUGCAAUAGACACCGACCGGCUUCUUGACUGGCUGGUGGAAAACUCUGUUCUCUCGAUAGCACUGGAAGGAAACAUUGACCAGGCACAGUACUGUGAUAGAAUUAAGGGAAUCAUUGAGCUGCUGGGCAGUAAGCUUUCUUUAGAUGAGCUCUCUAAAAUCUGGAAAAUACAAUCUGGCCAGUCCUCCACUGUCAUAGAGAACAUCCACGCAAUCAUCGCUGCUGCCGCCGUCAAAUUUAAUUUCGAUCAGCUAAGCCACCUCUUUGUUCUCAUACAGAAAAGCUGGGAGGUUGAGAGUGAUCGAGUCAGACAGAAGCUGCUAAGCCUGAUUGGGCGGAUCGGCAGAGAGGCCCGUUCCGAAGCAACAACUGGAAAGGUGUUGGAGGUAUUGUGGGAGCUGGCUCACCUUCCCACUCUUCCAACUACACUGGUCCAACAAGCUCUGGAGGAACAUCUGGCCAUUCUGAGUGAUGCUUAUGCUGUUAAAGAAACUGUCAAAAAGAGCUACAUCAUCAAGUGUAUUGAGGAUAUCAAGAAGAUACAAAUACAGGAGGACUCAAAGUGUACCAGCGAGAUACAGGGCUCUUUUUUUACUGGCUCCUGGGGCAAGAAGAAACCAAGCUGGGCUAAAUCAUCCCAGCAAAGUAACCCUCAGUCAGUAUGGGUUGUUCCAGCUUUACGGCAGCUCCAUGAGAUUACACGCUCCUUUAUCAAACAGACCUACCAAAAACAAGACAAGAGUAUAAUCCAGGACCUGAAGAAGAACUUUGAAAUAGUGAAGCUUAUUACAGGCUCUCUGGUGGCAUGUCAUCGUCUGGCAGUGUCAGCUGCAGGUCCUGGUGGUCUCUCUGGUUCCACUCUGGUGGAUGGACGAUACUCUUAUCAAGAGUAUUUGGAAGGGCACUUGAAAUUUUUGGCAUUCUUUCUACAAGAAGCCAGUCUGUACUUGGUGUGGAAUCGAGCUAAAGAGAUCUGGGAGUGCCUGGUGUCUGGCAUGGACGUCUGUGAGCUAGACCGGGAGAUGUGUUUUGAAUGGUUCACUAAAGGACAACAUGAUCUUGAGAGUGACGUUCAGCAGCAGCUCUUCAAAGAGAAGAUCCUCAAACUCGAGCCUUAUGAGAUUACAAUGAACGGGUUCAAUCUUUUUAAGACCUUCUUUGAGAAUGUGAAUCUCUGUGAUCAUCGUCUUAAACGGCAGGGAACGCAGCUGUGUGUGGAGCGUUUGGACCUUAUUGGCAUGGACUUUAUUUGGAGAAUUGCUAUGGAGUCUCCUGACGAGGACAUCGCCAACGAGGCCAUUCAGCUCAUCAUAACCUACAGUUACAUCAACCUCAACCCUAAAAUAAAAAAGGAUUCGGUGUCCUUGCAUAAGAAGUUUAUAGCUGAUUGCUAUAAGAGGUUGGAGGCUGCCAGCUCUGCCCUGGGUGGCCCCACUUUGACCCACGCUGUUACACGUGCAACGAAGAUGCUGACGGCCACAGCCAUGCCAACAGUCGCCACGUCCGUGCAAUCACCUUCCAGGUCUACUAAGCUGGUGAUCAUUGAGAGGUUGCUGUUGUUAGCUGAGAGAUAUGUCAUUACCAUUGAGGACCUGUACUCUGUUCCUCGUACUAUUCUACCUCAUGGAGCUUCCUUCAACGGCCACCCAGUGACGCUGCACAUAACCUACGAAUCUACCAAAGACACUUUCACUUUGGAGGCUCACAGUAAUGAAACAGUUGGAAGCAUCAGGUGGAAGAUCGCAGAGCAACUUGGCUGUCCAGUGGACAAUGUGCAAAUCUUUGCCAACGACAGCAUGCUGACAAUGAACAGGGAUCAGAAGUUGUUAAAUCAGCUGGGUUUCUCAGAUGAGCAGAGUCUGACAGUGAAGAGUUCAGGAACAGGCACUCCCUCCGGCAGCUCAGCGGAUAGCUCAGCCUCUGCCAGCUCCAGCAGCAGCGGGGUCUUCAACUCAGCAUAUGCAUUGGAACAGGAGAAGUCUCUGCCUGGUGUGGUAAUGGCAUUGGUGUGUAACGUGUUCGAGAUGCUUUAUCAACUAGCCAACCUCGAGGAGCCUAGGAUUACUUUGCGUGUAAGAAAGCUGUUACUGCUCAUACCAACUGAUCCGGAGGUACAGGAUGCCCUGGAUAACUUUGUACCCAAAGAAUCCAGUGUGUGGAGCCACCAGAAAACACUGUUCACACUGGGUUCUGGCUCUCAGGCCUCCAAAUCUCCAUCACUGUCUACCAAACAGCAACAUCAGCAGAGUGCAGCUUCCAUCCUGGAGUCCCUGUUUCGCUCUUCUGCCCCGGGCAUGUCCACCUUUAGAGUGCUCUACAAUCUGGAGGUGUUAAGCUCCAAAUUAAUGCCGACGUCUGAUGAUGAGAUGGCAAAGACCAGUGUCAAGUCCUUCUGUGAGAAUUUCCUCAAGGCUGGGGGUCUUAGUUUGGUGGUUAAUGUCAUGCAGAGGGACUCCAUUCCAUCGGAGGUGGACUAUGAGACCAGACAAGGAGUCUACUCUAUCUGCCUGCAGCUUGCCAGGUUUUUACUGGUAGGACAAACAAUGCCAAGCAUUCUGGAGGAAGAGUUAAGUAAGGACGGCAUCGACACACUGUCCUCAAGACCCUUCCGGAACGCAGGCAGGCAGAGUGGGCGGCAGCUCUCCCUCUGUGGAACACCAGAGAAAUCUUCCUACAGGCAGAUGUCCAUGUCUGACAGGUCCUCAAUUAGAGUGGAGGAGAUCAUCCCGGCAGCACGUGUUGCCAUUCAGACAAUGGAGGUGGGGGACUUUACUUCCACGGUGGCCUGCUUCAUGCGCCUUACCUGGGCUGCUGCCGCUGGCCGAUUAGACCUCGUUGGCAGCAGCCAGCCCAUCAGAGAAAGCACCAAUUCCCUACUGCCCCUGGGAGUCCGCAGCAGGGUUAGCAGCACAGGCAGUAACUGCAGCUCCAGCAGUGAAGGAGAGGCCACCACAUUGCAGGCUGGAAUCUGUGUCAAACAGCAGUGCGUGUCCAUUAAGGACACAAUAAUCGCCAGAGAAGCGCUGUCACUAUUAGUCACCUGCCUGCAACUUCGAUGCCAGCAGCUUUCUUCUUUUUAUAACCUGCCCUGUGUAAAUGAUUUUAUUAUUGAUAUCCUGCUGGGCUCACACAGUGGAGAGAUCCGACGGGUGGCGUGCGAUCAGCUGUACACGCUGAGUCAGACUGAUACAUCCGGGUUUCCAGAGCUGCAGAAGCCUAAUCUGUUCUUGCUGAAAGUGGUGCUGACUGCCCAGCUUCCUCUCUGGUCUCCUACCAGUGUCAUGAGGGGAAUCAAUCAGAGGUUGCUUUCACAGUGCACUGAGUAUUUUGACCUGCGAUGCCAGCUUCUGGAUGAUCUCACUAGCACAGAGAUGGAGCAGCUGCAGAUCAGUCCGGCAGCCAUGUUGGAGGAUGAGAUCAGCUGGCUGGAUAACUUUGAGCCUACGUGGACCAGCGAGCUGGAGACCAGUGAGGCCGACAACAUCCUGCAGGCUGGCCAUCUGCGCCUCAUUAAGACUCUGCUGUCGCUCUGCGGCAACGAGAAGGAGCAGUUUGGCCCCUCACUCAUUCAGCAACUAUUGGAUGAUUUCCUGUUUCGAGCAUCACGCAUCAUCCUGAACAGCAACAACCCUUCCAGUAGCACAGCUCCUCUUCAUGAUUUUCACCCAAAGUGCAGUACAGUCAGUAGUCGGUUGGCAGCAUAUGAGGUGUUGGUGAUGUUAGCUGACAGCUCUCUCACAAACCUGCAGCUCAUCACUCGAGAGCUGCUGUCUAUGCACCACCAGUCUGAUCCCUCUCUCUCCAAAGAGUUUGAUUACCUCCCUCCUGUGGAUGGGCGAUCUGUAUCAGGGUUUGUGGGGCUGAAGAACGGAGGGGCCACGUGCUACAUGAAUGCAGUGUUUCAGCAACUCUACAUGCAGCCUGGCUUAUCUGAGUCCAUUCUGUCAAUAGAAGAUGAUGCAGAGAAUCCAGAAGAAAGUGUUUUCUGUCAGGUGCAAUCCCUGUUCGGCCAUCUAAUGGAAAGCAAGCUGCAGUACUAUGUACCUGAGAACUUCUGGAAGAUCUUUAAGAUGUGGAACAAAGAGCUGUAUGUGCGAGAGCAGCAGGAUGCCUAUGAGUUUUUUACCAGCCUGGUGGAUCAGCUGGACGAGCAUCUAAAAAAAAUUGGACGUGAGCAGAUCUUCAAAAAUACAUUCCAGGGGAUUUUCUCAGACCAGAAAAUAUGCAAAGACUGUCCUCAUAGGUAUGAGCGUGAGGAGACCUUCAUGGCAUUGAAUCUGGGAGUGACGUCAUGUCAGAGUCUGGAGAUUUCUCUGGACCAGUUUGUCAGAGGAGAGGUGCUAGAGGGCAGCAAUGCUUACUACUGUGAGAAAUGCAAAGAGAAGAGGACAACAGUAAAGCGCACGUGUAUAAAGUCAUUGCCCAGUGUGCUGUGUAUCCAUCUCAUGCGUUUUGGCUUUGACUGGGAGAGUGGACGCUCUAUUAAAUAUGAUGAACAGAUAAGGUUCCCGUGGGUACUGAACAUGGAGCCGUACACAGUGUCUGGCAUGGCUCGACAGGACUCUAGUUCAGAUCAUGGAGAAAACAGCAGGGGUGGGGAGGCAGGGCCUGGAGGCUCCCCACGAAAGAAAGUCACAAUCUCUGAGAACUAUGAACUGGUGGGAGUCGUGGUUCACAGUGGCCAGGCACAUGCAGGACAUUACUACUCCUUCAUCAAAGAUCGCAGGGGGAGUUCCCGAAACAGAUGGUAUAAGUUUAACGAUAAUGUUGUUGAAGACUUUGACAUGAAUGAUGAAACCCUGGAGUAUGAGUGUUUCGGUGGAGAAUACAGACCCAAAGUCUAUGAUCAGUCUAACCCGUAUCCAGAUGUGCGGAGACGGUACUGGAACGCUUAUAUGCUGUUCUACCAGCGCAUCAGUGACCAGAACUCACCGGUUUUACCCAAAAAGAGCCGUGUCAGUGUCAUGAGACAGGAAGCAGAAGACCUGUCUCUGUCAGCCCCUUCCUCUCCUGACAUCUCCCCACAGUCGUCCCCACGACCCCCGAGAGCCAAUAACGAUCGGCUCACCCUGCUCACUCGCCUGGUCAAGAAAGGAGAGAAAAAGGGCCUGUUUGUGGAGAAGAUGCCAGCAAGAAUAUUCCAGAUGGUGAGGGAUGAGAACCUAAGGUUCAUGAAGAACAGAGAUGUCUAUAAUAGUGAUUAUUUUAACUUUACACUUUCCUUGGCCUCUGUCAACUCGACAAAGCUGAAGCAUCCUUACUAUCAAGCCAUGGCAAAGACUAGCCUGCAGCUGGCUGUACAGUUCCUUUUCCACACCUACCUGCAUACCAAGAAGAAACUCCGGGUGGACACAGAGGAGUGGAUAGCUACAGUAGAGAUGCUGCUCUCAAAAAGCAGUGAGGCGUGCCAGUGGAUGGUGCAGUACUUGGUGGCCACAGAAGGACGGGAGAUCAUCAAAAACUGCCUGCUGGAAUGCAAUGUGCGGGAGGUCCGGGGGGUGGUGGCCUCCAUCCUCGAGAAGACUCUAGAGAGUGCGCUGUGUUUCCAGGACACAGGGCUGGACUGCCUCGUGGACAUGCUGCUCUCGUUGCUAGACAAGGACGUCCCAGAGAACUGCAAAAAUUGCUCACAGUACUUUACCCUGUUCAGCAACUUUGCCCAGAGGGGAUUUGGGCCUUGUCAGUUAUUGCUGAAACAUGCUGCUUAUCAGCGAAUGCUCAUGUUCCUGUUUGGUCCUAACAGGCAGAACAAUCAGAACCGCAGGUGGAGUUCGGCUCAAGCACGAGAGUUCCUGCACUUGCAUAACACGCUGGCUCUGAUAGUGCUCCACACAGACCUCACGUCUCAGAGGACAGAAACCCCUGGCGCAUUCAGACACAAGUCAUCUGGUCUGGUGUCUUCCUCUUCACCACUCCUUCCAUUGCACCCAGACAUCAACACACUGCUCUUCAAACCUGAUGGACAGCUCUACCUUAUGGAGGUAAUGUUUGCUAUGCGCGAACUGUCCGGGCCACUCUCCUUCCUAAUUGAGAUGGUGACGUACUGCUGCUUCUGUAAUGAAAAUUUCUCUCUGGAAGUGCUGCAUCUGCUUAAGAAUCAGUUGGAUACUGCCCCUCCUCAUGAGCUCAAGAACGUUUUCCAAAUGCUUCUAGAAAUACUGAUGGUAGAGGAUCCUCUGCAGUUUCAGAGAUUCAAAUUUGCUUUUGAAUCAGAGAAAGGCCUUCUUGCUUUGAUGCAUCAGAGCAACAAUGUGGACAGCAGCCGCUGCUACCAGUGUGUCAAGUUCCUGGUCACUUUAGCUCAAAAGUGCGUUCCUGCUAAAGACUAUUUCAAGGAGCUGUCAGGACACUGGAGCUGGGCAGUUCAGUGGCUGCAAAAAAAGAUGUCUGAGCAUUACUGGACUCCUCAAAGCAACGUGUCAAAUGAAACAUCUACAGCUAAGACGUUCCAGAGGACCAUCUCUGCACAGGACACGCUGGCCUACGCCACUGCUCUGCUAAAUGAGAAGGAACAGUCUGGUAGCAGCAAUGGCUCUGAUGGCAGCCCAGCUAAUGAGAACUCUGACCGCAGCCUCAGACAGGGCUCAGAGUCACCGAUGAUGCUGGGUGAUUCCAAGAGUGAUUUAGAAGAUGUUGACCCCUAAAUCAUAACAUCAGCAAAAGGGGCAAUUUUUUUACACAAGCAAAAAAACCCAAUAUUCCCUCCAAUGGAGAGAUAUGUAGCUCCAAGCAGCCAAUGGAAAGACUGCAUUUUACCUCCCAUGGGCAGGAAAUGGAUUGCCAAGAAACAGUAGCGCAACUGUCAACGAGAACACUCUCAAACGGUUGCUCUGACAGGCAUGAAGUCGUGAUAAGAGCUUCUUUGAGAUGUCAGAGCAAAGCCCAGGGUUGAUACACCAGAGCUCAUGUCUCGCUGGAUACCAAGGCUUUAACUGAGUCCCAUCAUGCAACCGAAGCUCGGUAGAAGAUGGAGGAGGUUUUUGUUUUGUGUCAGUUUUUACACACAUUCAAGAUUCAUGGUGCUGAGAAAGGCCGUUAUAUAUGCACAAGCAGAAAAAAGUGGAAGGGAAAAUGCUGUUUGUGGAUAUUCGCCAAUAUUCUAAGAGUUACUAUCAUAACAGUUUAAAAGUGUGUUCCAUAGGUGUAAUUUCAAAUGUAAAAUAAUAGGAUUCUAUGCGGUUUUUUUGUUGUUUUUUUUUGUUUUUUUCUCUUUCGGUUUGGGAGGUGCCUCAUUAUCAGUUCGAGGAUCUUUCAUCUCACUCUUGCUGGUAUUUUUUUAAAAUGCACUUUAUAUAACUUCAGUUUAUCAGGUUGGGACAAGGUGAUGCCCAGAAUUAGAGGUAAUUAGGUGGUUAUAUCCCUUGCUGCUUCGCUUUUUUUGGUUUGUUUCUGCACUGCCAGAAAGAGGGUGUAAAAUCUGAUUGUAGUCUUUGAUCAGCUUUACCACAGCCAUGGUAGCUAGUAAUGUUUCCAUGGCAAUGUUUCUCCAUUAAUAUGAGGUCAUUUAAACAGAUGAAGAGCAGGUCACCUAUCUGAAUUAGAGUUCUCAAAUUCAUAGUCAGCACUGAAAAAUCAUCAUAGACAGACGUUCUUUAUGUAAAAAAAAAUGAAGACAUUGUGAAGCUGAACUAUAAAUCUAUCUGGUUUUAAUUUCUCUCAAGAACAAAGUGCCAGAAGCCAGUUGGUUUCUUCAUGCUGUUUUGUUUUGCUGGUGGAUGUAUUUUUUUCGUUUUGUCUCAGGCCUGCUGCAGAUUGUGCCACUGUAUUUAAAAUGAAUCUUAUUCUCAUAUAGACGUCAAAACAAAAUACCACACAUACCCACUCCUUGGGCCAGUUGCACCAUUAAGAUGAAUACCUUGUUGUAUCAUGAACUGGUUGUUAGUUCCAAAAUUUGACUGUUGCACCAACUUGCUAAGUAGACAGAAAAACAGCAAAUUCAAGCACUUUGUGCACAUGCAUGUCCAGUCAAACCCGUUGGUUGCAGUACAGCACUGUUAGGUUAAUAAUCAAAGUAAACUAGGUUAAUAAAAUGACCUGGUAAUUAUCACUUCAAUAAUAUUUUUAGUAUUUCCAUGUAGCUAGCAGACCAACACAACUUCUUAGAGGCACAGGUACUCCCCAUGCCACAAAGGCUUUAUAUCCAAUCACGCUCAUCCGUCAGAAGUAACAGUGAAAGUCUGGCUUUUAAGAGAUGAGUCGCAAAAUCAUGGAAGGAUUUUAUAUUUGAAAUCUGUUGCUCAAACCCAAAAUGCCACUGCGUUCUUUUCAUGUUUAUUUGCUCAAGGGCCCAACAGCAGUGGUGGGAAUUGAACCAGCGACCUUUAGAUUACUAGUCCAGUACCUUAACCACUAAGCUACAGCUGCCAUACUGCCAUAUGAAUGUUCUCCAGAUCUGUACAUUACAGAACAUAAUUUAGUUGAAAUAAACAUGCACAUAACCAGUCAUAGUUGUGGCUCGGUGUUACUUGUUUGGCGCAUUUAGCAUAACGUUCACUCUAACAUCAGGUUUUAGGGUAUGAGAUUUCAAGCUGUGAAGACCAACUUUAGAUCUACUGGUGCAGCUGGCCCAAGGAUUUCUGUUGAUACUGUUAGCAAAGGUCUACAUGUCCUGCAGCUUUUGUGUCUGUCUGUAACCUCACCCACAUUUUAUCCAGCACAUGUGCAAACACAUUUAUUCUAUUAAAAAAAAAAAAAAAAAAGCCUUGUGCUAAACGUACACUGCCUAAAGAGAGACUACGGUAAGCUGAUGGAGCUAGUCAUAUCACAUGGCCAACCUCAUAUGCAAUGCUUUGAGCUUUAACGUUGAUGCUUGUUCAGGGAUUUAUUUUGCCAAGAGCUGUUUUUAUGAUUUAUUUGCCUGUAAUUGUUUGUCUAGCAAUGUCUGCCUUAUUCCACACACACACACACACACACACACACACACACACACACACACACACACACAGUUAAAAGAAUAGAAGUCUAGAAAAACUAUAGCUAAUAAAUUACAGUUUAGUACACAGCCUGCAAGUGCCUUUACCCCAGUUUUUCUGCAUAAAAUACUCUACAUGGCCAAAGGAUGUGGGCGUUUAAUACUUCAUGGUCAAAACUAUGUGUAAACGAUUAUUUAGAGGAUUUUUUACGUUCUACUUUGGUUUUGCAAAAUCAUCCAGGCAUCGACAUUGACCAUUGAGACUUUCUUACAGACUGCAUUCCAGUUGAUUCGGAUGAAAUCAGUCUUUGUUCAGGCCAAUCAAGUUUUUUUUUUUUUUUUACAUCACAUCUUUAGUAAGCCUGUGUAUCCUAGAGCAUUAAGAGUUCCAUUCCAUGGAACCAACAAGUUCUAGCCCAAGCCAUUAACAAUACCACCAGUUUACCAAUCCUAGCUACGUGGUAGUCAGCAGAAGUUUUGUCUUUAUAUAGGCCAAACCCAGAUUUGGCCAGAUAAUAAAGCACUAUUCCUCACUGCAAAAUCAUAUUUCUACUGCUUCAAAGUUUGAUGCUGGUGUGUUAUACACCUCUUUAGUCAAUGUUUGGAAUUGUGCAUGCUAAUCUUAAACUGUGUGGUGGAUUAGCCUUAAAAACCCAAUCCACACCAAUGCUACUGGUCAAUGACAAUAGGAAUAUUUUAUGCAACAUGUUUUUUUGGGGGGGAUUCAACAGUUCCACAUCAUCGUGGCUGUUGUUGCUUUUAGACACUUUCAUUUAACAUGAACAGCUGUUGGACAUCAUGGUGGCGAAGAAGGUUGUAUGGGUGCGGCAAAGUACCAGGGUCUUGGGAACUGGAUUCACUGGUUUUCUCCAGAUACCCUGGUUUCCUCAUAACUCCUAAAACACACGGAAGGUAAAUUAGCUGCUCUAAAUUACUUGUAUGAGUCAUGUGUGGUGCCCUGUAGUGUAUUGUCACCAAAGAGAAAAAGUGGAGCUCCAGAUAUAAAUCCUGAUCAAGAGUAACCAGUUAGUAUAGGUUCACUCAAUAAAUUGUUAAAUCAUUGGGACUCAUACUAGUACCAAUUCUAGCCUCCAAAUGACUUUGACUUUUACACAUUAAUUGGGAAAAGUAAAAAAGCCUAAUUCAACUAGUGUCUACACAUUUUUGGCCAUGUAGUAUAUUUCCGCCCCCCUACCAAACAUCAUACACAGAGAUUGCACCAAUGUGCUUGUAAUCUAGUGCCCAUAAGGUGAAGAAAGGGUGUUGUAGUGCCAAGGUCAGUGGUUCUUUUUUGCACCUAGCUUUACUCAUGUUGACUGGAUUCUUGCUGCAAGGACUAUUGGAAACACUUUCUUUGCUCUAUGUCUUUCUCUCUGUCUUUACCAGAGGUGAAAUAAGGGUCAAUGAGUGUCUGCUGCUUUGUUUUUAUUUAGUCUGGAGCACUUAGCUACAUUCACAAUGUUUACAGAAGGCAAUCACAACACUGGGUUAAAAAAGGCAUUUGCUUUCAUGAAUUAAGAAAAGAGAAAAUAGACACUGCAUGAGUCAUGUUUUGAUUAGCAUUUAUGCUUUAAUUUGAGUAAUAACAGUGGAGAGAAGUCUUUAAAACCCUGUACUGCUUACCUCUCAUGUUCAUCCGUAUAUACCCUAGUGUUUUACAGUUACUGUGCUUCUUUGCUUAUGCAUGUAUGUCUUUGAAUGUAAGAGGGAAAGUUUGCCAUUGAUCUUUUGGCAAAGGUGGCCUGAUUUUGUUUUUAAAUAUGUCUACAUAUAACGAUCAAACUAUAGUCAUCUACUGUAGCUUAAUGUCACAUCUUGGAUUCGAUGAAUGAACUGUUUUUAGGAUAAUCAAAAGUGAAGUUCACCAUGCUGUACUGAUGAUAGCCCAGGGUUUUAACCAUUGGGGUUUAGUGCCAGCGCUCAAUUCUUACCUGUUUUUAGCAAUGACACAAGGGACAACUCUGAAUGAAAUGCUUUCUCUUACAAUCUUCAGAGUUCUCCGGGAUUUGACAUGCACUUCAACGCCGAAGAACUGUUUUUCACAGCUUGACAGCUAGCCAGAACACAAUUCUCAAUACAAGCUUAACUAAAGUAGGCACUCCGGAAAACUUUGAAUUCAACAUCUGUACAUUUCCCACCCCUUUUGUAACUUAGUGUUCCACGCUUGAGUGUUUUUAAAUGAUAGGCGAUCGACUGGGCCUGGAUCACUUCAGUGGUUUUAUUACUUGCAACUUGUGUGGACGGUCAGAAUUCAAGAAAUGCAUGUUAAGCCAUUUUAAUUUGUAAAUCAGAGUUUGAUUAUGGGACUAUUUGAUAUAAAAAUGAAUAAAACUGGAAUGCGCAACAUUUCA
This is a messenger RNA of Trichomycterus rosablanca, 12566 nucleotides long. RefSeq names its product ubiquitin specific peptidase 24 (gene usp24). Gene Ontology annotation, biological process: protein deubiquitination. Gene Ontology annotation, molecular function: protein binding; cysteine-type deubiquitinase activity. NCBI's taxonomy places the organism in Eukaryota, Metazoa, Chordata, Actinopteri, Siluriformes, Trichomycteridae. Gene Ontology annotation, cellular component: cytosol; nucleus. The coding region runs from base 77 to 7948 and encodes 2623 amino acids. The record is from RefSeq and is a predicted model, not a curated record. The transcript is spliced from 67 exons.